CCUUUACAAGACGUCACCAUGGCGGAGCAAGUGAAAUAUGUGUUGGAAGAAAAUGAAAUGCCUAAGGCUUGGUACAACAUUCAAGCUGAUCUCCCCAAGCCACUUCCCCCAGUGUUGCAUCCCGGGACCCACAAGCCUGUUGGCCCCGAUGAUCUUGCUCCUCUCUUCCCUCCAGAUCUGAUCAUGCAGGAGGUAACUCAAGAGAGAUACAUUGAGAUUCCUCCGGAGGUCCAGCAAGUGUAUAAAAUUUGGCGUCCCAGCCCGCUCUACAGAGCAAGAGCCUUGGAGAAGGCGCUUGGCACUCCUGCAAAGAUUUACUACAAAUAUGAAGGAGUUUCUCCGACAGGAAGCCACAAGCCAAACACAGCUGUUCCUCAGGCGUACUACAACAAGAAGGCCGGAACGAAGAAGCUCUCCACUGAGACUGGAGCUGGACAGUGGGGAAGUUCGCUGGCAUUCGCAGGCUCUUGCUUCGGCCUUGAAGUCGAAGUCUUCCAAGUGAAGGUGUCCUAUGAGACAAAGCCCUACAGGAGCAUCUUCAUGAAGACGUUUGGGGCCCAGUGCUACCCGUCUCCGAGUGAUCGCACAGAGGUGGGGAAAAAGAUUUUGGAGAAAGACCCGGCGUGUACUGGCUCUCUUGGCAUCGCAAUUUCAGAAGCUGUCGAAUCGUGCAUGAAGAGCGAAGUUCCGACAAAGUACGCUCUUGGUUCCGUGCUCAACCAUGUUUUGAUGCAUCAGACCAUUAUUGGACAAGAAGCAAUUUCUCAACUGGAGAAGGCUGGAGACUAUCCUGAUGUGUUGGUGGGCUGCACAGGAGGAGGCUCGAACUUUGCUGGCAUGUGCUUCCCGUUCAUCGGGCAGAAGUUCCGAGGCGAAGCCAAGAAGUCUUUUAGGGUCGUUGCUGUGGAACCGGCUGCAUGCCCCUCCUUGACCAAAGGGAAGUAUACCUACGACUUUGGAGAUACAGGCCACAUGACGCCAUUGAUCAAAUGCCAUACCCUCGGCCAUCCAUUCAUCCCCCCCCCUGAUCACGCGGGCGGCCUCCGUUAUCACGCUAUGGCACCCCUUAUCAGCCAUCUCAAGGAGCUUGGAGAGCUUGAGGCUGUUGCCUACCGUCAGACGGAGUGCUUCGAGGCCGGCAUUCUCUUCGCCAAGCAUGAGGGCAUUCUUCCAGCUCCCGAAGCCAACCACGCGGUGAAAGGAGCGAUCGAGGAGGCGCUGCGGUGCAAGAGGGAGGGCAAGUCAGAAGUCAUCCUCUUCAACCUCUGUGGUCACGGGAACUUUGACAUGGCGGCAUACGACAAGUUCAAUCAGGGAGCCAUGAAGGACUCGGACUUCAACGAGGAAGACAUGGCGCUCGCGCUCGCCGCCACCCCCAAAAUUGCCGAGUAAGAUUGCAGGUUUCUUCACAUCGAAGCUCCAUGAGUUUAUCACCAUCUUACUACCAAACAAGUUUUUGCGGAAGAUCG
Molecule: messenger RNA, 1469 nt
Organism: Guillardia theta CCMP2712
Lineage: Eukaryota; Cryptophyceae; Pyrenomonadales; Geminigeraceae
Exons: 20
Coding region: 19-1392 (457 amino acids)
Biological process (GO): L-tryptophan biosynthetic process
Molecular function (GO): L-serine hydro-lyase (adding indole, L-tryptophan-forming) activity; tryptophan synthase activity; pyridoxal phosphate binding
Source: RefSeq, a predicted model, not a curated record